This is a messenger RNA of Pantherophis guttatus, 906 nucleotides long. The record is from RefSeq and is a predicted model, not a curated record. Lineage: Eukaryota; Metazoa; Chordata; Lepidosauria; Squamata; Colubridae.
AGGCUGUGUGGGCCUGGAUGGGGAGAAACAGGCUCCGACUCAACCCUUCCAAGACCAAGUGGCUGUGGCUUCCGGCAUCCUGAUAUAGCCAGCUGGUACCAUCGCUGGUUAUUGGGGGCGAAUCACUGGCCCACUCCCAUCACGGAGAGGGCUCGCAACUUAGGCGUCCUCCUGGAUGCACGGCUGUCUUUAGAAGAGCAUAUGAUGGCUGUGGCCAGGGGGGCUUUUUAUCAGGUUCGCCUGAUACGCCAGUUGCGUCCCUUUCUGGAUCAGGACUUCUUAUGCACGGUCACUCAGGCACUCGUCACUUCCCGCCUGGACUACUGCAAUGCUCUCUACAUGGGACUCCCCUUGGGGUGCACCUGGAGGCUCCAGCUGGUCCAGAAUGCGGCCGCGCAGGGGAUUGUGGGAGCGACGGGGUGCUCCCAUGUGACACCUCUCCUGCGCGAGCUGCAGUGGCUCCCGGUGGUCUUCCAGGUGCGCUUCAAGGUGUUGGUGACCACCUUUAAAGCGCUCCAUGGCUUAGGGCCAGGGUAUCUACGAGACCGCCUUCUGCUGCCAAUAGCCUCCCACCGGCCAGUACGCUCAUACAGAGAGGGCCUCCUCAGGGUGCCGUCUGCCAGACAAUGUCGGCUGGCGACCCCCAGGGGGAGAGCCUUCUCUGUGGCGGCACCCGCCCUCUGGAAUGACCUACCCCCAGAGAUACGCACGAUACCAGACCUCCAGACUUUUCGUCGGGCCCUGAAAACUCAUUUAUUUCAGCUAGCCGGGCUGGCUUGAUCCCAUCCAUUCGGUUUUAAUUUGAAAUUGGUUUUAAUUGGGUUGUUUUAAAUUGUGGGCCGAACUUAUUUAAUUACCUUUUAAACUGUUUUUUACAUUUUGUAUGCUCUGUUUUAUCUCGGCUGU